UUGAAGACGAUCUAGGAUGCAAGGAGUUGACAAGAAUCGUUCCGGGGGAGAGGAAGAAACGCACCGUCGCGUCGAGGCGCAACAAUGUCGAGAGUCGCGUCGGUGUCCCGUGAGAGAAGCCGAUGUCGCGCGGGGAGCAACGCGGGGGAGGCAACUCCCGGCAUAGCAUAAAGGUGACUCCUCGCAGCCAACAUCUCCCAUAUGCUACUUAGCGUUCCGUUCGGUUCGGCAAACCUCCUGUCCGCUAGCAGAGAGAAGGUGUCCGUUCCUUUCUUCGCCAAUAAGAAUCGUUUGUCGCGAACACUUAACCGUACGUUCGAUCGAUGUUCCACGUUGCUGUCGGGAUAUCCUCGAUACUAAAUCCAGGACUGUCGUCGUGUUUCGAGUUUGCCAUCGAGAAAAGUCAAGCGUAAACGUUCUCCAAAGUCUGAACGGGAAAGCAUAGACGAAGACGAUGACGAGAAACGUUCCGUUCCUCUUCUUGGCAUUGCUGUUCCUGUCGAAUCGGUUCGACGCACGCGGUCAUCCGAGCGGCUUCCCCGAGAACGACGAAGGCGACGAGGAAGAACUCGCCGAUUCUUGGUUUCUGGCUGAUUUGAACGACGGAAGCGAGCACGACACUCGCCGAGAUGAAGCACUGGAGAAAUUGCAACAGGUCCUUGGUAUCCGAAGUAACGGGGAGAAAACGGGACGUCGUAAGAUACCUCCUCAGUUUAUGAUGGAAUUGUACAAUAACGUGGCUGAUCCGAGCGGUGUCACGCGUGGUAGAAAUCCGUACAAUGCCAAGGUUGUCCGCAGUUUCAUCGAAAGAGAUACAUCCAUGUCGCGUUUCUAUUUCUUCAACAUUACGGGGUUGGAAGUGAACGAAUCCGUGCUGGAGGCAGAGCUUCAUCUCUAUCGUAAGAGGACACCCUUGAAAUCCAUGCAUCAAUCUACUUUGACAUAUCCUUACUACUUGAUAAGAGUGUAUCAAGUGUUGGACGAGAGAAGCCUUGAUGAGCCGGAUCUUCACAGGCUAUUGAAUGUCAGAUAUGUCGGCGCACACGCGUCUGGUUGGCAGAUAUUCAACGUGAAGCAAGCAGUUCUUGCUUGGUUAACCGGUGAACCGAAUCUAGGCCUUCUGGUAACAGCCUCCACCUUAUCCGAGGAUCAAGUGAGCGUGGAGUUUUAUCGUCGUAACGAUUAUCAUCACAGCAAGCAACCGAUUUUGGUGUUGUUCGACGACGACGGGAAAAAUCAUCGCGGUGACAAGAAGACGGUCCCCCGUUAUUAUACCUACGGUAACAACAACGAAAUCGAAGGAGAAGUGUCUUACAACGAUGACGAGGAGAAGAUUGAUCUGAAGAACGACAAAAGUUUGGAGAAACGAAAAGGUCAACCGGAAGAAGCUCGAUGGCCGAGCGAGAACAACUCUGAAUUUUUCCAGAGACAGAAAAGAACACAGGAAGGAGAGUCUGACACAGUGACGGAAGCUGCCCGAGAGAAACAGCAUGCCGAAGAUGCAUCCAGAAGACGACGUAGAGGAAUCUCCAAGGAGAAACUGCAAGACGAAACGUCCCAGGGGAUGUUAACGUCAAUGGACAUUUAUAAAAGAGCGAUGCAUCGGGAAAUGCUCGGAGAAACUAUUCUUCAGAGAGCGGUAUCUCGAUCCAGUGAGGAGCAUCGAGGAAAACGAUCUAUCAAAAGUCACGCCUCUGUUCAACAAAAUGUUACCGAAUGCUCGAGGCACGAGCUUUACGUGGAUUUUAAAGAAAUUGGUCUGUCUUCGUCUAUCAUUGCCCCGGUUGGUUAUUCAGCUUAUCACUGCAAAGGUAUCUGCGAAUCGCCAUUGAGCCAGGAUCAACAACCAACUAAUCACGCGACCAUCCAAGGAAUCGUUCACAAAAUGGGCCUGGUGAAAGGGGUCGAAAGACCAUGUUGCGUACCCACCAAACUUCUCGACACCACCAUACUCUUCUUCGACGACCACGAGAACGUUGUUUUGAAAAAUUACCAAGACAUGAUCGCAGAUCGUUGCGGAUGUCAUUAACACCCUGCCUACUUGCUCGCAGAUGAUAAUGGACCAGUAUAUUGGCUUCCGGUUGGUAAUUUGUUAAGUACCUUGCCGUUCAGAGUUCGUGGGACGAGUUGUUCUGUUCUUUUCCGCUGAGGAAGGAAGGAGAGACACGUCCUUUCUUCUUCUAGCUCAUCUUUCGCUGAAAAAAGCAGUAGUUCGAGGAAGUCACAGUACGUUAAAAGAUGUUGAAAGAAAUGAGGAAUGCGUGUGCGUGUGCAAGAAGAUUGGAAUGUGUGUGUUAAAGAAUGCAUGUAUCACGUAAAAAGCAAAACAAAAAAAAAAACAGAAGAAAAAUGGUAAUUUUACGUAUUAGUACGAGAGUCAUUCCUAGAGAUUCAUGUGACGUCCCAACUUUUGUACAUAAGAACAUUCCUGAAACUCGCGUAGGAUCAUACCUUAUCAAUAAUUAUCACGUGUCUAUAUCGUAUCCUGUAUCGUCAUUAAAUUAUUAUAAUCACACGUAGGGAAUUAGUCGAAUUGAACAUUGUAUAUAAUGAUGUAUCUGAAACGUUAGAGUUAUUUAUAUUUUAAUUACGACAAAUAAAACAAGUAUUUAAGCUGA
Osmia bicornis bicornis is the source of this 2618-nucleotide messenger RNA. Its product is annotated as bone morphogenetic protein 2-like. The coding region runs from base 455 to 2029 and encodes 524 amino acids. Gene Ontology annotation, molecular function: growth factor activity; cytokine activity. Gene Ontology annotation, biological process: SMAD protein signal transduction. The record is from RefSeq and is a predicted model, not a curated record. Gene Ontology annotation, cellular component: extracellular region. The transcript is spliced from 5 exons. NCBI's taxonomy places the organism in Eukaryota, Metazoa, Arthropoda, Insecta, Hymenoptera, Megachilidae.